GUCUUUUUUUUUUGAGCGGCGAGCCUCCUCUCUCCUCGCGGCCGUGCAAACGCAGGCAGGGCGAGCUCGAGGGCACCGGUCGCAGCGACAACGUACCCAAAAACCGUGCAAAAUCCAAUCUUUGACCCAAUUGCAAUGGUCCAGUCCUUCAACCCCCAGGGCAUCCUCCUCUCCUUCCGCGCCUUCCUCUCCCCCUCCCUCGCAACCCCCCACCUCCACCUCCCCUCCAUCGCCCACAUCUCCUUCCCCGCCCUCAAACGCGCCGGUAUCCGCGCCAUCGCAUUCGAUAAAGACAACACCCUUACCGCACCGUACGCGGAUGAGAUAUGGAGUGAGUUCGAGGGAGGAUGGGAGGAGUGUAAGAGGGUUUUUGGGCGGGAGAAUGUUUGUGUGGUCAGUAACUCGUUGGGAACACCGGACGAUCCGAAUUUUACGGCAGAGAAGCGGAUCGUACAUCCUGGGCUCGGUGUCGAGGUCCUCCAACACACACUCAAGAAACCCGCAGGCUCCGACGCGCUCCUCGCGCACUUCUCCCCCCACCCCCCACACACAAUAGCUUUCGUCGGCGAUCGUCGGCUCACGGACGUAUACUACGGGAAUUUGGGCGGUCUGACGACGAUCUUGACGGACGCAUUUAGUUUCGAGAGGGAUAAUCCGGUUGCGAAGUAUGUGAGGAGGUGCAGCAAGAGAAAGGGGGAGUAUGAAGAUACGUAUAGCAGGCAGUUCGGCGCUGACCUACUGUAACCCCCGUGCGCGGAAGACUACGACGUCGCUCCACCCCACAACAGCUUCAUUCCCUCUCUCCUUAUGACUAUACAUGUUGGGGAGAGUCUGUGGCUCUUACAGGGAAAGGGUGAGGUCUGGGAGAGUCAUGUGAGCUUGAGCUUAUGGAAG
Molecule: messenger RNA, 894 nt
Organism: Saitoella complicata NRRL Y-17804
Lineage: Eukaryota; Fungi; Ascomycota; Saitoellomycetes; Saitoellales; Saitoellaceae
Product: HAD-superfamily phosphatase
Exons: 3
Coding region: 136-744 (202 amino acids)
Molecular function (GO): phosphatidylglycerophosphatase activity
Source: RefSeq, a predicted model, not a curated record